Nymphaea colorata (pocket water lily) is the source of this 312-nucleotide messenger RNA. Its product is annotated as antimicrobial peptide 1-like. The record is from RefSeq and is a predicted model, not a curated record. Gene Ontology annotation, biological process: defense response; negative regulation of growth. The transcript has a single exon. The coding region runs from base 1 to 312 and encodes 103 amino acids. Lineage: Eukaryota; Viridiplantae; Streptophyta; Magnoliopsida; Nymphaeales; Nymphaeaceae.
AUGGCAAGAGCUCUUCCUCAUGUCAUGGCCACCUUUCUCGUCGUCCUCUUGGUAGUGGCGUUUGCUACCACAGCAAGUGCAAGUUAUCUGACAGUGUAUGAGGGGCCAGGAUGCCAACAACCUGCUGAGAAAUACUAUGAGUGUGGUUGCCAUAAUAUCGAGUACUAUGGUGGCUACGAAUACUAUUACGAGGGAGAACCAGCAUUCUUCUACAAGUAUGAAGACUGCGAAGGACAUGGUCACCCAUAUUAUGAGCAUCAGAAAUAUUGCUACAAAUUCGACAAGUGGAAGAGUAUCUACAUCAAGUGCUGA